Propithecus coquereli (Coquerel's sifaka) is the source of this 1844-nucleotide messenger RNA. It is a transcript of the gene LRR1, whose product is annotated as leucine rich repeat protein 1. The coding region runs from base 586 to 1653 and encodes 355 amino acids. The transcript has 5 exons. The record is from RefSeq and is a predicted model, not a curated record. Gene Ontology annotation, molecular function: protein binding. Lineage: Eukaryota; Metazoa; Chordata; Mammalia; Primates; Indriidae.
GAAAGGAUGGCGCGCCCCCGCCGAUUGCCGGUUUCGUGGGGCGCGAGCCCGGUCUUCAGGCGGUCGGUGUCCGCGUUCCGCCGAUCCACAGCCGCAGCAAAGACCCGGCACUGCAAGGGAGAGGGAACGUUGUCUCCUCCAGGACUCGUAGAGCCACUGUACUAAGAAAGCCCGAGUCGCUGGCACGUCAAGCAGGCAGGCGGAUCCGCGGACAGCCUGCGUGCUCGAGGACCCCGGUGGCGGGAAGGAGGAAGUUUCAAAGCCGAGUGUUUUGCUGCCGCUCGGCAAGAUGAAGCUACACUGCGAGGUGGAAGUGGUCAGCCGGCACUUGCCAGCCUUGGGGUUGAGGAACCGGGGCAAGGGCACCCGAGCCGUGUUGAGCCUCUGUCAGCAGACGCCCAGGAGUCACCCACUCCCCGCCUGCCUGCUCAUCUCUACCCUGAAGGACAAGCGCGGGACCCGCUAUGAGCACCUAUUAGGUCAGGGGAUAGAGAAGUAAACAAAGGAGGCGAGAUUCCUGCUUUCAUGGGAUUUAUAUAUAAUCUAGUGGGAGGAGUGCCUACUCUAGACUAAUGGACUGAGGUUAUGAAGCUAAAGGAAAACAUUGAGCAACUCUUCACCAAAUUUGUGGAUGAGGGGAAAGCCACUGUUCGUUUAAAGGAGCCUCCUGUGGAUAUCUGUCUAAGUAAGGCCAAUUCCAGCAGUUUAAAGGGUUUCCUUUCAGCUGUGAGACUGGUUCAUAGAGGCUGUGAUGUUGACGCACCACUUUCAACACUCACACCAGUGAAGACUUCAGAAUUUGAAAAGUUUAAAACUAAAAUGGUUAUCACAUCCAAAAAGGACUAUCCACUAAGCAAGAAUUUUCCUUAUUCCCUGGAACAUCUUCAGACUUCUUAUUGUGGGCUUGUCCGAGUUGAUAUGCGCAUGCUUUGCUUAAAAAACCUUAGGAAAUUAGACUUGAGUCACAACCAUAUAAAAAAGCUUCCAGCUACAAUUGGAGACCUCAUAUACCUUCAAGAACUUAACCUGAAUGACAAUCACUUGGAGUCAUUUAGUGUAACCUUGUGUCACUCUACACUCCAAAAGUCACUUCGGCGUUUGGAUCUCAGCAAGAACAAAAUCAAGGCACUCCCUGUGCAGUUCUGUCAGCUCCGAGAACUUACAGAUAUAAAACUUGACGAUAAUGAAUUGAUUCGACUUCCUUUCAAGAUAGGACAACUAACAAACCUUCGUUUUUUAUCAGCAGCCCGAAAUAAGCUUCCAUUUUUGCCUAGUGAAUUUAAAAAUUUAUCCCUUGAAUACCUGGAUCUUUUUGGAAAUCGUUUUGAACAACCAGAAGCCCUUCCAGUUAUAAUGCUGCAAAUGCCAUUAACUUUAUUGGAAUAUUCUGCACAAACUGUAUUAAAUAAUAGGAUUCCAUAUGGCUCUCAUAUCAUUCCAUUCCAUCUUUGUGAAGAUUUGGAUACUGCAAAAACCUGUGUUUGUGGAAGAUUCUGUCUAAGCUCUUUUAUUCAAGGAACUACUACUAUGAAUCUACACUCUGUUGCUCAUACUGUGGUCUUAGUAGAUAAUAUGGGUAGUACUGAAGUACCUGUUAUCUCUUACUUCUGUUCUCUAGGCUGUUAUGUAAAUUCCUCUGAUAUGUUAAAGUAAUAGACAAUACCACAAAAAGAAAUUUCAUUUCAUUACAUAACUUUUUGGGAUUCAUUUAUGAUUUAACAGUGUCACAUCAAGAAAGGGAAGCUUUUUGUAUACUUACUUGAGAGGAGGAAUGUGUGUUAGUUUAACAAUUUAAGUCAUUUGAUUCCAAAACUUUAAUUUCAUUAAAACCAACUUUAAUUUUA